Molecule: messenger RNA, 603 nt
Organism: Sordaria macrospora k-hell
Lineage: Eukaryota; Fungi; Ascomycota; Sordariomycetes; Sordariales; Sordariaceae
Source: RefSeq, a predicted model, not a curated record
AUGUCCGUCAAGUUUGCCAUCAGCUCUGGCGCUCUGUCACUGGCGCUAUUGCUCUUCGGCCAUGGCCACCUCACCAAGGCAGCGAAGGACCCGGACACCAGGUACAUUUACUUUGACAACAUCCCGUAUAUUGCCAAUGCCUCCAACAUCAUCCCCAUAUCCUGGUCCGCAGUGGAAGCCGGCUUUGCAAACCCCAUCCGCGAGGACAUUACCAACUUCACCGGGCUAGACUGGACAAAGCCCUACCCGGGUAGCCCGGUGCCAGGCUUCACCACCCAUUUGCGGAUCGCGGACCAUCUGCCUUUCCCGGCCGUUGUGACGGAGGAGAACGCCGUGAUUGACGUGGCGGCUCUCAACAACGGCAUCCCGCAGUCCAUGAGAAAGGCAGAUGGCAUCCUCCCCAAGGCCAUGCAUCCCUCGUGGUUCAUCUGCCAGCACUACUAUGUCAGCGACCUGCCUGACGCUGCAGCCUCGGACGUUGCGCACGACUGUUCCUUUUUGCCGAGCCAAUGUCUGAAGGACUUGAAGGCCGACAUGGUUGCGAACUGGGGAGCCUACGCGGACGAGACAAACGGUUCCAUGUGCGGCGGAUGGACCUUUUGA